AUGCGGGUAUUGACGGUUCUAUGGCUUUUGUGUGUCGUGCUGGUGGCGGUGGCUGCCGAGCGCGACUACUACGAGGUGCUGGGCGUUGCGCGAGAUGCCUCCGACAGGGAAAUCAAGCAGGCGUACCGCGAGCUGACAAAGAAGUACCACCCGGACAAGAACCCGGGCGACGAGACGGCCCAGGCGCGGUUCAUUGAGAUCGGCGAGGCGUACGCGGUGCUGACUGACGACGAGCAGCGCGCGGUGUACGACCGGUACGGGCACGAGGGUGUCAAGCAGGGCGGGCAGCAGCAGCAGCAGCAGCAGCACGAUCCGUUUGACAUGUUUGCCAACUUUUUUGGCGGCGGGCAGCAGCGACGGGGGCGUCCGCGUGGCGCAGACAGCUCGACAGAGCUGGAGUUCACGUUGAAGGAGUUUUUCAACGGGCUAAAUACCGAUUUUUCACUCCAGAUGCAGGAUAUUUGUGACAAGUGUUCGGGCAGUGGGUCUCGCGACGGCAAGACGCACACGUGUUCGCAGUGCAGCGGCCGCGGACGGGUGGUGGUGAAGCGCCAGAUCGGGCCUGGCAUGUUCCAGCGGUACGAGAGCGUGUGUCCGCAGUGUCAAGGCUCGGGCAACCAGAUCACCCACCAUUGCAAAAAAUGUCACGGGCAAAAAGUGGUUCGCGGCGACCGGAAAUACAACUUCCAUCUACAACCAGGAAUGCCUCGGAACCAUGUGGAGAUAUAUGCAGGGGAGUCUGAGAAGUCGCCGGAAUGGGACGCUGGCGAUUUGCGGGUCAAGAUUUCCGAGAGCAAGACGGGUAAUUUGGGGUACCGACGGGUCGGUAAGCACCUGUACCGCACAGAGGUGCUGACGCUGAAGGAGGCGCUGAACGGUGGGUGGGAGCGCGCGAUCCCGUUCCUGGACAACUACGACAACACGGUGGUGCUGAAGCGGGCUCCAGGACAGGUUGUUGCGCCCAACGAGGUGGAGAGAGUGAAAGGCCGCGGGAUGCCUGUUUACGGGGGCGUUGACGAGUACGGAGACUUGUUUAUCGAGUACAAGGUAGUGAUCCCGCACAGUAGCAAGUAUAAAGACGAGUUAUAG
Molecule: messenger RNA, 1089 nt
Organism: Ogataea philodendri
Lineage: Eukaryota; Fungi; Ascomycota; Pichiomycetes; Pichiales; Pichiaceae
Exons: 1
Coding region: 1-1089 (362 amino acids)
Biological process (GO): protein refolding
Cellular component (GO): cytoplasm
Molecular function (GO): Hsp70 protein binding
Source: RefSeq, a predicted model, not a curated record